Messenger RNA from Amoebophrya sp. A120, 986 nucleotides. Lineage: Eukaryota; Dinophyceae; Syndiniales; Amoebophryaceae. The record is from the annotation of a GenBank genome assembly.
AUGGAGCCCUCUCUCUUGCCGCCGAUAACAGCUCUGGAGGAGUGUGUGCACACCGGACGAUGCUUCGUGCAGUCGAAAGAAGUCUCCUUGGAAUGGUACGAAAAGGUCAUUCACCGUAUGGGGAUGGGUAGUAUUCUCGACGAUUCCCAUCUCGUUUUCGACCGCCAGGAAAUGGCUUUUUUGCGGGAAAAAAAGCUGAUCAGUGAACAAGGAACUGCCAAAAAAGCUGCAGGGACCGCUGGGGCUUCAGCUUCAGCAUCGAGCUCCUCUUCUAGCAGAGCAGCGCGACAGGAUGUUGAUGCUAGCGCAGGUGCUACAGUACCUUCACCACCAAAAAGGAGCAAAAAGUCUCCGGGGAAGGAAUUACAUGACGAGAUAGAAGUGCCGGAUCGAGUAACAACUUCUUCCGAACGUUGUACUAUGUCUUUUGUUGAAAUUUCCAGAAAGAACCGAAACAGCGUCUACGCUAUGUUAAAAGAACGAGGCUACAUAGUUCGCUCCGGAUUGAAGUUUGGCGUUGACUUUCUCGUCUACGAGGGGAGUGGUCAGGGAAAAAAUCACGCCAAAUUUGCGGUGUUGGUAGACCAUGGCGGAACCUUUGACGCGAAAGCUCAUGGGGAAAACCACACACAUCACCUAACAACCUGGGGCACGGUGGCGGCAAAGUCGCGGCUGUGUACCAGCGUCGGGAAAAAACUCUGUAUGAUAAACGCCAAAACCGGAAAAGGCUGGGUUUUCAACCGAUGGAAAUACUGAAUCGGACGGGGAAUUAUUGAACACGAAUUGAUGCACAGCGUCGGUCAACAAGGAGUAAGAUCUAUCAUAAUGCGGAAUCGUUCCGAAAGUGGAUUGCGGCAUAAACGAAAAGUAGAACAAGAAAAGUAGAACAAGUGCAUGCUCUGUUAACGCUACAGCGACAACCAGCCACGCGACAGGAAAACCAAAAGAACUAUGGACUUAUAAUUUCGAAGCAGUAUCAAGUCAAU